AUACACUCUCUCUCAUCUCUCAGUGGUGGCAACCUGGCAGGAAUGCAUGUUCCUCUAUCAUCAAAGUGACGAGGGCUGAGACCUUUCCUCAAAUCUCUAAACCCUAAUUUCCCCUUUCCCUUUGAUCUCCAAAAGUACUAAUUCCAUACCCCCUGUUACCUGCAACCCCAGCUCCUGCAUUACCCCAAUCUCUCUCUCUCUCUCUCUCUCUCUCUGUUCUGAGCUCUGCAACUGUGUUCCCCAUUCCCGUUUCUCUCUCUCUCUGGAACGUUAUCCCCAAUCUCCCAUUAUCUAGCUUUCCACCACAUUUUCUGGGAUCUCCAUUCUACCUCUGCUACAUUAUCCCCUGUCUCCCUUCUCUGUCUCUGCAACAUUAUUCAAGAUUUGCCCUUUUUCUCAUUGUUUCCAAACUCUUUACUCUGCAACAUUCCCUUAGUCUCUCUCUCUCUCUCUACUUUUUCACAGAUCGGAUCCAAACCCACUUCUACACUGAGAGCAUCCCCCCUAGAGCUUUAAUGGCGGGCCUUCAUUCCAAAACUAGCUAGAUCCUGUAACGAUGCCCUAGGGUUUCGCCACCGGCUGGAUAAAGCAGAAGCAUCGCCGGUCAAAUAUGAAAUCCAGCGACAAGGAAAUCGAGAAAUUGGUCAUCUGGGACCAGAUGGCCACCUCAAACAGGAGCCCCGGCUCCAUUACGAGCAAUCGAGUGAGCAGCCUAACAAAACUCAUGGCCUGGCUCAUUAUCGCCAUCUCCAUGACCUACGUCGUCUAUUCUCUAAACCUCCUCCUCAACUCUCGUUCCUGUCUCCCCGUCCAUUCCUCUAACUCUGUAAAAUCAUCCAUUAUGGCCUCAGAUUCCAGCAACUCAUCUCAGAUCCGCAAAAAUAACCACCCACCGGAAAAGGCGCCUGAAAAUCACAAGACCACCAGUCUCAGCCACAUCAUGUUUGGAAUCGCCGCUUCCGCCUCGCUUUGGGAGCAACGAAAAGAGUACAUAAAGCUGUGGUGGCGACCUAGUGAGAUGAGGGGAGUCGUUUGGCUCGAUCGGACGGUCAAGAUCAAGAGGGGCGAGGGCCUGCCGACGGUCAAGAUCUCGGGGAACACAUCGGGAUUCGCCUACAAGAACCGACAGGGCCAUCGGUCGGCGAUUCGGAUAUCGAGAAUCGUUUCCGAGACAUUGAGACUUGAUGGGAUCGAAGGGGUACAUUGGUUCGUGAUGGGCGAUGACGACACUGUGUUUGUGGUCGAUAAUUUGGUUAGGAUUUUGUCCAAAUACGAUCACAACCAGUUCUAUUAUAUCGGGAGCUUAUCAGAGAGCCAUUUGCAGAACAUAUACUUCUCCUAUGGGAUGGCUUAUGGUGGUGGAGGCUUCGCCAUUAGUUAUCCCCUCGCGAAGGCUCUGUCGAAGAUGCAGGAUCGCUGCAUACAGAGGUAUCCGGGCUUGUACGGGAGCGACGACCGGAUGCAGGCAUGCAUGGCGGAGCUUGGGGUGCCCCUCACCAAAGAGCCAGGCUUCCAUCAAUACGAUGUGUAUGGAAACCUCUUCGGCUUGCUCGCGGCGCACCCAGUAACCCCUCUGGUGAGCCUGCACCACCUGGACGUGGUGGAGCCCAUCUUCCCAAACGUCACACGUGUAGAGGCCCUGAGACGCUUGCAUGGGCCCAUGAAGGCGGACUCAGCCGGGCUCAUGCAGCAGUCCAUAUGCUACGACCGCACACGGGAGUGGUCCUUCUCUGUUUCGUGGGGCUACGCCGUACAGAUAUUUAGAGGGGUGUUUUCCCCCAGAGAGCUGGAGAUGCCUUCUAGAACCUUCCUGAACUGGUACAGGAGGGCCGAUUAUACGGCCUAUGCUUUCAACACGCGCCCCGUGUCCCGCCACCCGUGUCAAAAGCCGUUUGUUUUCUAUUUCGAUUCGCUUAGAUACACAACCACCCACGAUACACAGGCGAUCACAGUGACUCGGUACUCCAGGCACAGGGUCCCCGCUCCCGAGUGCAGGUGGAGGAUGGUGUCUCCUGCGAAGAUCGAGUGGAUCGAGGUUCGCAAGAAGCCCGACCCUUUGCUUUGGAACAAGUCGCCUAGGAGGAAUUGCUGCAGGGUUAUGACGGAGAAGGAGGUUGGGGCCAAAGGAGUGAGCAUUGAGGUGGGGGAAUGUAGAGAUGGAGAGAUCAGCGAGUUAUAGAGAGAGAAAGAAACAGGGUAGGAGAUGAUGGUUCUAGGUCAUUAUAGAAUAAAAAAAAGGAUUACAUUUAUGAAAAUGGUUAGCUAAUCUGCUUGCCGUGUACGAUAGUUUUUUCACAGUCUCCUCAUUCCAUUGAUUAAUGCCAGGGUUCUUUUGUGUUCCCAUGUACGUGUGUGCCAUAGUUUAAGCCUACCUCAUUAUUGCGGUGAAGUAUACAACAACCGUGUAUGGUACACCUUAGGGUGCCUGCCGUCCUUUUUUUUUUGACGGAGUGCACUCCUCUAAAUAUUUAGAGCCACACUCAAUUUCCUAUCUA
Amborella trichopoda is the source of this 2495-nucleotide messenger RNA. RefSeq lists its product as uncharacterized. The record is from RefSeq and is a predicted model, not a curated record. NCBI's taxonomy places the organism in Eukaryota, Viridiplantae, Streptophyta, Magnoliopsida, Amborellales, Amborellaceae.